Sycon ciliatum is the source of this 1692-nucleotide messenger RNA. RefSeq lists its product as uncharacterized. Lineage: Eukaryota; Metazoa; Porifera; Calcarea; Leucosolenida; Sycettidae. The record is from RefSeq and is a predicted model, not a curated record. Bases 15 to 1346 code for a protein of 443 amino acids. Gene Ontology annotation, molecular function: DNA binding. The transcript has 2 exons. Gene Ontology annotation, biological process: DNA recombination; DNA integration.
GCAACUUUGGCAAGAUGGCAGAUUCAGCUUCCUCUUCUCGUUUCGUUCCAGUUUCUGACGAAGAGAAGGCUCGUCUUCUAGACGAAGCAGUACCUCAGAAAACAAAGCAGGCAACGAAGUUUUGGAUGUCUGUGUUCAAAGACUUUUGUUCGGACAAUGAAGAUGCCCGAAAACUUCUACAGGAAAAGGACGCUGACUGGAUGAGCAUCGAAGAGGAAACAUUAGCCUCUUUAUUGGAGUCCUUUUACUGCUGUGCCAGGAAAAAGGAUAAAACUGAGUACAAGCGUGCUUCUAUGAUUGCAGCCAGAGGUGCUAUCCAGCGCCAACUCAAUAUCUUCAACAGAGGAAUUGACUUGAAAAGUCUAAAGUUCGACCGCGCCAACAAACUGCUCGAUGCUGUUCUCAAGGACAAAAAGAAGAAUGGUCGAGAGGCCCCGGUCACGCACAAGGAGACGAUUUGCGAUGCAGACGGGGAGAAACUGUCCGGGUAUUUCGCAGACGUGAGCACUACUCUUGACGUAAAGAAGCUCACUCAGUACGUGUGGUUCAACUGCACGAUCCAUUUCUGUCUUCGUGGAAACGAGGCACAAUCCCAGCUCAAGCCAUCCGACCUCGUAUUCACGACAAUCGCUGGUGAGGAAGCCAUUGUUCUGCACGCUGAUUAUAUGUCAAAGAACCAUCAGGGUGGUCUGACAGGGAGCCAUACCGAGACCAGCGGAGCAAUCACAAGAUCUGAUAUGAUCGCUGUUUUCCGAAGGUACCUGUCAAAGCUCCAUCCAGAAAUGGAUCGUCUAUUCCAGCGGGCAAAGUACGGAAGUGGAGUGCUCGCCAUGGACUGUGAUGUUUGGUUUAUGAAGUCGGCACUUGGACACAACACAUUGGGAAAGAUGAUGAAGGAGAUUUCUUCAGCCGCUGGCCUUGGCCAGACGUACACUAACCACUGCGUCCGUGUUACUUCUAUAUCCCACAUGAAGGCCUCCGGAGCUGAGGAUCGCAAGAUCUGCACCGUAAGUGGUCAUCGCAAUGUGCAGUCACUUCAGGCAUAUGACCGACCGACGGCAUCGGAUGUCAUGGCUUUGUCAAAAGCAAUUGACAAGGAAAAUGUUAGUCCGCAGACAUCACCAGCACCUGUAUCUGCUUCACCCGUGUCUGCACCGCCUGCUGCUGUCGCUGCUGCUGCAUCAUCUAGUCCUUCACCACUGGGCUCUCUGUUCUCUGCUCAAGGCUCAACUUGGUCGAAUGUUACUAUCAACGUAACUCCACAGCUGCCUGAGAAACGUAAGAAUCGCCCGAGUUUGAAAUUGAAGAAGAAGCCAAAGAAGGAGCAUGAUGAUGAUGAUAAGUGAAUUUUUGUAUCUCUUCUUCUUGUUGUGAUCUCUCGUUCUAUUACUCUACGCUCUACUCUAUUUUUCUGCAUAUUCUCCUAUUCAAUCCCUAAAAAGUGGUUUUUUAUAGCUACAGGUUUUUUAUAGCUACAGGUUUUUUAUACAGGUUUUUUAUCACUGGCAGGUUUUUACAGCCAUGUUUUAUAGCUACAGGUUUUUUAUUGAGGUCUAUACACGAUAUAAACAACUUGCAUUCAUCACAAAAAUAUGCAGAGGUUUUUAUUAGUAUAUUUUAAAGUCAGAUAGUGCGACAACAAGGCACAAAACUGACAAGGAUAUUGAGACAUUGGACGACCUGACACCUAGC